AUGGCUUACAACCGUCCCUACGACGAGGAUGCCCUCCCUAGAUUCGCUGAGCCUGAGCAGAAGCCAGGACAGUCCAGGACUCCUGCCCCGCAGCCACACCACCCUCCUCCUCAGCAGCAGCAGUAUCAGCAUCAUCCCCCUCCUCAGCAGUAUCACCAGCAACAACCCCGAUACGACAAGCCUCUACCAACCCAAAGAGAUGCGCGAUCUCAUUCACUAGGCCAGGGUCCAGCUUCUCACGGUUAUAUGUCCCCACCUCCAAACACUGGCGGCGCGAGACCCCAGGCUCAUAACCGUCCUGCUCCCAACUCACGACCUCCUCCUUCGCCUGCUCUCGAUGGCAAUGGCUCCGAUCCCACGCUCCUACCUCUAUUUCGGGCUGUAGACAAAGAUGGGACUGGUCAUCUUUCUGAGAGAGAACUAUCCGCCGCGCUGGUCAACGGUGACUGGACCGCCUUUGAUCCCCAUACUGUUCGCAUGAUGAUCCGAAUGUUUGAUUCUGAUCGGAGUGGCACUAUCGGUUUCGAGGAAUUUUGCGGUCUAUGGUCAUUUUUGGCUUCGUGGAGAACUCUCUUCGACCGAUUCGACGCCGACCGUAGCGGAAACAUCUCACUUUCCGAAUUCAACAACGCCCUCGUCGCUUUCCGAUAUCGACUAAGCCCCCAGUUUGUCGAGUUGAUCUUCAACACAUACGACAAGCGAAAUGAAGGAGUUAUGAGUUUCGACCUCUUUGUUCAGAGCUGUAUUUCUCUCAAGCGUAUGACCGACGUCUUCAAGAAGUACGACGACGACCGCGACGGCUAUAUCACAUUGAGCUUUGAGGAUUUCUUGACAGAGAUUCUUAAGCAGCUCAAGUAA
Fusarium venenatum is the source of this 858-nucleotide messenger RNA. RefSeq lists its product as uncharacterized. Lineage: Eukaryota; Fungi; Ascomycota; Sordariomycetes; Hypocreales; Nectriaceae. The record is from RefSeq and is a predicted model, not a curated record. Gene Ontology annotation, molecular function: calcium ion binding.